Messenger RNA from Pyrgilauda ruficollis (rufous-necked snowfinch), 1480 nucleotides. It is a transcript of the gene BLVRA, whose product is annotated as biliverdin reductase A. Gene Ontology annotation, cellular component: cytoplasm. The record is from RefSeq and is a predicted model, not a curated record. Gene Ontology annotation, biological process: heme catabolic process. Bases 239 to 1129 code for a protein of 296 amino acids. Lineage: Eukaryota; Metazoa; Chordata; Aves; Passeriformes; Passeridae. Gene Ontology annotation, molecular function: zinc ion binding; nucleotide binding; biliverdin reductase [NAD(P)H] activity. The transcript has 8 exons.
GAGGGGGUGUUGCAGCCGCGACAGCGACAGGGCGUGCGGGCGCUGAUAUGCCGGAGCUGCGGAGCGUUGUAUAAGAAGGAGCUGCAGGGAGCGGAAGAGAAUUAAACGGGACCACGUUUAUCUUUUGUGAGCUGGAGAGAUCUUCAAUUGGGAACCUGUGCAGGAUCUCCUUCCAGGAGGUACUUCAGCAUAUACAGAAGUGCGUAACUGUUUCCUGCAGAAAAGAAAGAUUAGCAAAAUGUUUGGGACAGUGGUGGUUGGAGUUGGAAUUGCUGGAUUAGCACGAAUCCGAGACUUGAUGAAUCCGAUGCCUUCCAGCCCUUCUGAGCACCUGAAACUCUUUGGAUUUGUAUCCAGGAGAAGUUUUGGCAAUAUUAAUGAGGCUAAGCAGAUUAGCCUGGAAGAUGCUCUGAGAAACAAAGACAUCCAUGCAGCCUUCAUCAGCACAGAGAACAAAAGCCAUGAAGAAACCAUCAGAAUGUUCUUAGAAGCUGGGAAACAUGUCCUUGUUGAGUACCCUAUGGCUUUGUCUGCUAAGGCAGCCCAUGAGCUCUGGGAGAUGGCUGAGCAGAAAGGUAAAGUACUCCAUGUGGAGCACAUUGAACUUCUUACUGAAGAGUACAAGCAGCUGAAAAAAGAAGUGGCUGGGAAAGACCUGGUGAAGGGGACAUUGCAUUUCACAGGUAGUGUCCUUGAUGAAAACAAAUCAGGAUUCCCAGCUUUCAGUGGAAUUGCUCGUCUGACGUGGCUAAUCGACCUCUUUGGAGACCUCACUGUUACCUCUGCCACCAGAGAGAAGCAGAAGGAUAAGGAUUAUUCCAGAAUGACUGUUCACUUUCAGACAGCAAACAAGAAACCCUUGACUUGGAUUGAAGAAAGAGGACCAGGGAUGAGACGUGAAAAGAAAAUCAACUUUUGUUUCACAAGUGGUUGCCUGGAGAACCUCCCUGAAGCCCCAAGGUCUUCUGUGGGCCUUUUCAUGCAGGAUCAGAACCUCUUUGCCAAGAAACUGCUGGGCCAGGUCUCCAAGGAGGAGCUGGCUGCUGAGAAAUGGCGAAUUUUGCGGUGUCUUGACCUUGCCGAGGUGAUCCAACAGUACUGUGAAGAGCCAGAGAAAAUCUAUUCCUGAGACUGCUCUUAGGGAAGGAAGAACACAGCAGACAGAAAAGCUGUAGGGCUAGAACUCACUGUUGUCAUCAAGCAGCUGCUAUUUCUGUUUAAUUACCUUAUUUUUGACUACUUGUGAUUCCUGGGCUCUCCAGGUGUUCUGGAAGAGUCCGGGCUAUACCCUGUGCCUUCUGGUUUGCACCAGACCAAAGCAUUUCCCCUGAUCUGAUGCAUCCCUGUCCUUUCAGGUAGUUAGGAACCUAGCAACAGGAACCUAGCAAGCUUUCCUGUGAUUCAGAUGGGAAUAUAUCUGACAGUAGAUCCUGCAGGACUGUAAAUACUAUAUGUAAUUCUCUCUCCCAGGGUCUGUCCC